Tyto alba (common barn owl) is the source of this 2516-nucleotide messenger RNA. RefSeq names its product twinfilin actin binding protein 2 (gene TWF2). Gene Ontology annotation, molecular function: actin filament binding; actin monomer binding. Gene Ontology annotation, cellular component: myofibril; actin filament; cytoplasm. Gene Ontology annotation, biological process: positive regulation of neuron projection development; barbed-end actin filament capping; actin filament depolymerization. Bases 108 to 1223 code for a protein of 371 amino acids. The record is from RefSeq and is a predicted model, not a curated record. Lineage: Eukaryota; Metazoa; Chordata; Aves; Strigiformes; Tytonidae. The transcript is spliced from 11 exons.
CGCGCUCGCGGCUCCGGAAGCGGGCGGGGCUGCCGGCCGAGCCGUUUCCUGCCCGGGACGCGGCGGAGCCGGAGCCGGAGCGGGACGGAGCGGAGCGCGGCGGAGCCAUGACUCACCAGACCGGCAUCCACGCCACCACAGAAUUAAGGGACUUCUUUGCCAAAGCCCGAAAUGGUUCAGUUCGGCUCAUCAAGGUCAUCAUUGAGGACGAACAGCUCGUGCUGGGAGCCCACAAAGAGCUGUCCCGGCGCUGGGACGCCGACUACGAUGCCUUCGUGCUGCCUUUGCUGGACGAGCAGCAGCCGUGCUACGUGCUGUACCGCCUGGACAGCCAGAACGCCCAGGGCUACGAGUGGCUCUUCAUCUCCUGGUCCCCCGACAGCUCCCCGGUCCGGCUGAAGAUGCUGUACGCUGCCACCAGAGCGACGGUGAAGAAGGAGUUUGGUGGGGGGCACAUAAAGGACGAGAUGUUUGGAACGGUGAAGGAGGACGUGUCCCUGAGCGGUUACCAGAAGCACGUGUCCUCCUGCUCUGCCCCAGCCCCGCUGACCGCAGCCGAGCAGGAGCUCCAGCAGAUCCGCAUCAACGAGGACCUGCCUUCCCUGGCCUCCAGCAGAGAGAUGGAUUCCUGUUCCCAGGACUCGAGCACCGAGAUGGUGAAGACGGAGAUCAGCGUGGAGAGCAAGCACCAGACCCUGCAGGGCUUGGCCUUCCCCCUGCAGUUGGAUGCUCAGCAAGCCAUCCAGGCGCUCAAGCAGAAGAAAAUCAACUACAUCCAGCUGAAGCUAGAUUUGGAGCGGGAGACCAUCGACCUGGUGCACACAAGCCCCACGGAGAUCACCGAUCUGCCCAAGAGGAUCCCCCAGGACUCGGCUCGGUACCAUUUCUUCCUGUACAAGCACUCGCACGAGGGAGACUACCUGGAGUCUGUCGUCUUUAUCUACUCCAUGCCCGGGUACAAAUGCAGCAUCAAGGAGCGCAUGCUCUACUCCAGCUGCAAGAGCCGGUUGCUGGACACUGUGGAGCAGGAGUUUUGCCUGGAGAUAGCCAAGAAGAUUGAGAUCGAUGAUGGAGCCGAGCUGACGGCGGAGUUCCUCUACGAGGAGGUGCACCCCAAGCAACAUGCCUUCAAGCAGGCCUUCGCCAAGCCCAAGGGGCCCGUGGGGAAACGGGGACAGAAGCGGCUGAUCAAGGGGCCGGGCGAGAACGGCGAGGACAGUUAGAUCCCGCAGGACCGGGCGGUGAACGGACAGCAUCCCCGCGGCGCUUCCCGGCUUCGUCUCCGCUGACCUGGGGAUCUCUCCCUCCAUCUCAAGUCUUUUCCCUCCCCCCCCUUCUUUUUUUCCUAUUUCAUUCCUUUUUUAAACAUCAGGAUGGCUUGUUGCACCUGGGGGCAGAGCGAUGGGGAGGGUUCAGGGUUGUCGGCGUUUCUUUUCCUCGCAUCCUUUGUGCAAGCCCCGGGGCUGCCGGCGGAGGACAGGAGCAGCAGGGCCGUGUCCCCCAGCCUUGCUCCUGUCCCCCCCGGGGUCACAGCCACUGCUCUCGGUGGCCCCUGGGUGACUGAAGGACACGCUCGCCUGCAAGCUGCUCUAUGCAAAGGGACAGAGAUGGCAUUGGGGAUUCCUGUUUGAAAAGAAAAAAUGCUUCUUUCCCUGCUCCCUCAGCCCCCAGAUUUUGCUUCCCUGUCCAGCUCUCGGUGUGCAUGACCCCUCUGCCCCAGGCCUGGAGCGAUCCUGCACCCCCUCAGGGUGCGGGCAGGACCCCUCCUGGCAGGGUGGCCUUUGCUGGCAGGAAUUUGUCCCUGGGGGGACCCAGCCAGCGUGAGCUAGAAGGUGUGUGUCCUCAUCCCUUCCCCCCAAGUCCUGAGCUCAGCCUGGCCCUGGAGAAAGGUCACUCUGCCUUUGGGUGAUGUUUGCAGCCCCUUUUUGAACACCACCCCCAUCUCCCCCCCCCCCCCCCCCCCCCCAAUAAGGCUUUUCCCCUCAGAGGGAUCUGUUACAGCUCUGACUUAGCCCCAUCCCUGUUUAGGAUGGGAGCCAGGGUGACCCCGAGAUCUGGUGUCCCCCUUUCCACACUCCCCAGCCCCUCCUGUCACCCUCUGGGUGUGCUGCCAGCUCUCUGGUCUGGGGCAGCCCCAUGUCUUAAAAGUAACAGGGGCUACCCCAAAUCCUUGUGCAGGGAAGCAUGACCGGCCCUGCGUGCCCCCCCGCCUCCCCCCAGGGCCUUCUGCAGCCACCGAGGGCCAAGCUUGGCCCUGCGAGUUCGGCUUCAGGGGGGGCUUGGGGGGAGAGCGCCUUGCUGCUGGGUACCAGGGAGGGCUCGAGAGCUGCCACCGGGAAGAUGGAGGGGGGGGGGGUCGGUGAAACCUGCCCUCUGCCCUCCUGCUGCGUCGGUCAACAUGCCGACGUUGCCUUGACCUCGGCGGAGCGGGCGGUGGAGGGGGCGGAAGCUGAGGGGAGCAGAGCACACUGUACUGAACGCUGUAUUUUCUAAAGAAUAAAGUAUUUUUAAAACAG